AUGUCCAUUCCCGACACCAAGUCAAGCAUCUCCACAUACUCCGAGAAAAACCACGAGAAUGUGGCUGUCUGCAUUGUCCACGGGGAAUCCCAAACCCCCCAUCUAGACCACCAGCUGCAACAGCCCCCCACCAAAACCCUCCUGCAAGCUCUCGCGGCAGUCUUCAACGAUCUUGCACAGCAGGAGCAGUGCACCCAAUGCACUUUUGAGAGCUCGGCCACUCUUCGGGGCCAUCUUCGGAAUCUGCGCGCUGCGAAGAAGAGUGGGCAGGUGCAGUGGACGAAGCGGGAGAAGAAGAUGCUCAAGGCGGAGAUUAAAGGGUUGAUGAAGGGCGCUAAGGGGGAAGAAAAGAAGGAUAUGAAGAAGAAGACUUCGAUGUUGUGA
Penicillium alfredii is the source of this 384-nucleotide messenger RNA. RefSeq lists its product as uncharacterized. Bases 1 to 384 code for a protein of 127 amino acids. The record is from RefSeq and is a predicted model, not a curated record. The transcript is spliced from 2 exons. Lineage: Eukaryota; Fungi; Ascomycota; Eurotiomycetes; Eurotiales; Aspergillaceae.